AUGGCGCAGAGUAGUCACUCACCGGAGAACGGUGUGGACGGGGACGACGAGAGGGAGGAGGAAGAGGAGGAAGAAGCAGAGGAAGGUGACCAGGUGGGUGCAGACGAUCAUGACGAGGAGCCCAGGCUGAAGUACCAAAGGAUGGAAGGGAGCGUACCCUCUCUCCUCUCCACAGACGCUGCUUCAUCUAUUUCCAUCUCCGAGAGGAUGAUCGCCCUCGGUACGCACGGUGGUGUCGUCCACAUCCUCGAUUUCCAGGGGAACCAGGUCUCCUCUAUCUCUCUCUCUCUCCCUCUUUUUUUUAUCUUCCUUUCUUUCCAUCCCUCUUGAAUUUUGCAUCCCUCUUCGCAUAUCUUAUUGCCAUCACUUCCCUUCUCAGCUCAUUCACUCUCACAAUCAAUAAGUGUAAUUUUUUUGGUUCGACUUUGCAAUCUGUGAACUAUUGGACGAGGCUGCUAAAUAUAUACACAGAGUAUGCAAUUCGCUUGCCGCAGAAGGGAUAGGGAAACUAGCGCAAUCUGCAUAACUUCAUUUCAGGUCACAGAAAACAAAUUACAUACGUGGAGAAUGAUUCUCCUGGAAGGUUUUACUGUUUAGUUGAUAUUGAUAUGCAAUGGAAUAGAUGAACGGGGAGGAGAUAUAAUGCUUUUUGGGAUAACUCUGAGGGAACAUUAAAGAGCAUUACGGAAAAAGGCUUCUUCCGGUUGCAGGAGGAAGAUAUCAGAGGUUCUGUAGCUAUGACAGCAUCGGCAUAUUAAUCACACAGUUGGCCGUUGCGGCGUGUAUUUGCCCUCUUAUGUUCAUUUUGUUUGUGUAGAGUACUGAUUGACUUCAUCAGUUUUCUUGGGACGGAAUCAGAGUUUCCAUCGUCCGUAAACAGGCGUUCUUCUGAAAAGAGGAGACGCUUAUUCAAUGGCUUAUAUAUUUUAAUAUAGCCGGGUUUGAUCAGCCUCUGAAAGGGUUCACAUGUUGGCAUUCGAAUAAAAAGCGAAAUAAUGUUUGUCAAUAUUUUCCGGUUUCUCUGGUGACGAAUAAUCCGUAUUCCCCGCUUCUUAGUAGCUUUGAACAUGCUGAUAAUUUAAAAAGAAGUUAAAGCUAAAAAAAUGAUCUUUAUCUCGAAUGAAACAUAUGACUUCACUUGCUUGGAGAGGUGAGUAAGGUUUUCAGUUCGAGUUUGGUAAUGUGACGUAUACUUGUUUCGAAAGGAUAGGGGAGCAAAUGUCUGAAAUUUUAUAAUACCCUAAUGUCGGGAAGCAGAUGAAUGACAUUGCUCGAUUAACAGGGAUACAAAAUAUUUUGGAUCCCGUGUUCGUGAAGAAACCUAAAAUAUGGGGAAAAAUAGAGCAAUCUGAGUCGUUUUUUCUUCUGUGGGAAAAAAUUAACGGCUCCUGAUUUUAAAGGCUCGGUUACUGAAGGAAGAAGAAUGCAGUUUGCAGUCUAAUCUCUUAAUAUUUUAUGUCACGAUGAUGCACAACCUCUGCAAAUUAAAAGAAGUUUAUGGGGUUGGAGGGGUGAUGCAGUUAUUCAAAGAAGGAUGUUCUCACAGUGCUCCCUUGCAUGUUUUGUACAGGCCACGUAGCGAACAUGUGUAAUGUAGAGUAUGAACUGCAAAGGCACUGCUGUGAUUAUCGCUGAACUUUUGAUUGGCAUGUUAGGAAUCUCUCACAUCAUGUGCUUAAAUUUUUUCUCUGUCAUCAGAACAAUUUUUCACAAGGUACACGGAAAAUUUUGGAAAACUCUAGAUGAGGCUAUUUCAAUUUAUGAGAAGUACCUAAAAAUGGGUCUGUUACAACUGUUUCUCCAUACUUUUCAGUUUAUUAUCUAGCUUUUUAGAAAAAUGUGCUCGAAUUGCCACGUGUAUAUUAUUUGAUUUUCUAGUCGUAACACCUGGGAACUAAACAAAAAUUAUGUCAUGGCAAAACAACUGUUCCCUGUAGCCGCCUCAUGAUAUAAAGAGAGUUGGCGUGUUAUUGAGAUACUUGUUGGAAGGCCUUCAUGUAGGUUUAAACAGUUAUCAGUAUGGUGUUAACUUCGCAACCACUGGGGAAUUGGGAGGGAUUUAUGUGCAACACUUUUUGGCGGGUCAAAACAUUACUUUGAUGUUUAAGAACUGAGAAUAGGUGUGUAAUGUUAUUUCGCUAAUGAUAUACGGUGUAUGGGCUUAAAUUCAAGUUUACAUAAAUUUAGUUUAAGUUCCAGCAUUGGAAGUGAUUGAAAUUCGAAUUCAACUAAUUGCAAAUCUUUCCAAAUUCUUGGUUAUUUUGCAUUCUCUUCUUUGAGCUAUUUUUGUUCUUUAUUUCUUUUUUUUUUCUUUCAGGUUAAGGAAUUUCAUGCUCAUUCUGCCACAGUAAAUGACCUUAGUUUUGAUUCAGAAGGGGAGUACAUCGGAAGUUGCUCAGAUGAUGGGUUAGUGGUUAUCAACGGCCUGUUUACUGAUGAGUGCUUCAAGUUUGUGUAUCAUCGCCCCAUGAAAGCACUUGCUCUAGAUCCAGAUUUUUCUCGAAAGUCAUCUCGAAGGUUUGUCACUGGUGGUUUAGCUGGUAAUCUCCUGCUAAAUGCAAAGACGUGGCUGGGCUACCGUGACAAGGUAUUGACAUGUCUGUGUUCUGACAUGAGGAUCAACAAUUUGGAAAACUUUGAAACACUUUAAGCUUCUGAUAUUAUGAUAUCAUGUUCCAUUUGUUAUUUCAGGUUUUGCACUACGGUGAAGGACCUGUACAUGCUGUGAAGUGGAGAACUACUCUUAUUGCUUGGGCCAAUGAUGCAGGUGUGAAGAUAUAUGAUAUGGGAAAUGAUCAACGUAUUGCAUUCAUUGAAAAACCCCGAGGAAACCCACGGCCUGAACUCUUGCUACCACACAUUGUUUGGCAGGUUUGUUUUAGAUUAAGAAAAAGUAAUCCAUAAACCAGGUUAUACUUCCAAGAUAUCUUGACCGCUUCUUCCAAUCUCUAGGAUGACACUCUUUUGGUUAUUGGAUGGGGAAGAAGCAUAAAGAUUGCUGCCAUAAGGACAAAACCAUCUCAAGGAGUUAAUGGAAUAGAAAAGACUGCCAAUAUAUCAUCAACAAAAUAUGCGGAUAUUGUGGCAUCUUUCCAAACGAGCUAUUUCAUUUCUGGCAUUGCACCAUAUGGUGAUGCUCUGGUUGCGCUGGCAUACAUUUCCGAAGAAUACAGUGGAGGGAUAGUCUUGAGUAACACCAUUCCUUCCCGUCAGGUAACUUAUGACUGUUUUAUUGGUGCAAGUUUAUUUUUUCCUGGGUACAUCCAACAGUUAUUUUCUCUCAUAUUUUAUUUUAUGUUCUUUUUUCUAUCAUCACCUAUCCAUUAAAUAAUCUACAAUACUUGAAAUAAACGUCACCAAAAGAAUUACUGUUCUAUUUGUGCAAGUUUUUCCUUAAUAAGCAUGCAGUUGUGUUUUUCUUUGUAAAAUUGAUAUAUUUAAAUAUUAUCAUGACGUAAUUUCUCUAUUUUUCGCAUUUUAUACCUAUUCCUUCUAUAGAAGCAACUAUAUUAGUUCUAUGAGUGAGCUUUUUGCAUCCUCAGUGUCUUGAUGUACCGCUGCAGAUUAAAGUUUAAUAUCAAAUGGUUUACAAUAAGGUGGCUAAUGGAAAGAUCAUAUGUUGACAGUUGGUACAAAACAGAUUCAUGUGAACUCCCAACUACAAAGGAAUCUGGUUUGAAAGCUUAGUAGGUUAGUGGGAAACAUUUUUAUUAGAUGAGAUGACUUUGGAUCUUUGCUGAAGUUCCAAAAGUUCAUUAUAUAUAUUGGUGACCGGUUAUAGGUAACUUAGUUUUAGUUGAUGUGUUUCAUUGAGUUCUCAUGAUGUGUUUCAUUGCUCUUGUAAACAAUAGCAAUUUAUUCAAUCCACAGACAAAUCUACUGAGGCAAUAUCAUUCAUCUUUACUUAAGGGAUCUGAAUAAGCUAAUUAACUCUUAUUAAUCGUAUGCAAGCUUUCUUUUCUACUUCGUCCUGCCUCGCGAAUUUUGUGUGACACCAACCUCUCUCUAUUUCGGUACAGGAUUGGCUAAUCCUUUAUUUGAGCGAGUUCAAUAUGCUUUUGUUUCCAACAUUUGAUGAAUUUUGACAAUAUUUAUACAUUUAUUUUUGGUCAUCAAGGCUAUAAUGAUCAUUAGAUGAAGUUUCAACUUGGACGACUAGUUUCUGAGCAUCUCACAUCUACACUUGUGAAGAAACAGAAUUCUGUUACUGAUUGGCAUGUAACUUAAGGAGACAAUUUCUCAAGUUUUUAAUGUAUAUCUUCUAUUGAUGAAGUAAACCAGAUGGACGUGGAUACGCAAGUCAAGUACAUCUCAGGAUGUGUUAUUAUCUUUUCCUGGGAAUAUAAUCCCAAAGUGCUGAUAUAGAUUAUAUCACUGUGGAGCCUAGCAGAAUAAUUCUGUUAUCUAAUCUGGAUUUGCCCUCUCAACCAAAAAGGCUCUAUGUUUUUAUGUUGAGAAUAGCAUGACAGAUGUCGAGUUAACCUGAUGGAGUACAGGACGGUGGAGCCCACCCUUCUCCACAUCAGCGUGGUCUGGUUUGAAAGCCGCCUCUGCUUCUUGAGUUGUGGCAUUGGGACAGACAAAAACCACAGCAACGGAAGGACCGAGGCAAGAUUGGGUGUGGAGGGAGAGAAAAUUAAAAGAGAAUAUAAGAUAAACUACAUUAGGUAGAAAAAUGAAGAGUUUAAGCUCUUGUACUUCGAUAGAACUGUCAUCCUGUCGUGCUAUAUCUACAACAUUAUCCCGAGUGUCUCCUAAUUCACUCAGAUCCGAUCCUUCCAAAGGGGAUCGUAUCAUACUGAAUCUCAGCGUAUUUAUAGUCCUCCCACGUGGUGUGCACGUGUCUCCCUUUAUGCCUUCUAUAUGUCAGUAAUGGGGUUGUAAAACAGUACUGUGGGUGAAAUAGAUCUUAGUUUAAAAAAUAUAUAUUAAUUUUUUUUCCAAAAGAUCCUAUUUGUUCAAUAAACUGGUAAAGUGCUCGUAAUACUUUCGUUGGAAAAUUUUGGAUUGAAUAUAUGGAUUAUUUCAUUUAAAUGAUUAUUAGGAAUCUGUGAUUCAAACUUUUUUAAAGCAUAAACUCGUUGAAAGUUUUGUUGUCGUACUUUUGUUUGAGAAAAGAUGGAUUUGAUUUCUCAGCAGGGAACUGCACAGAGACCCGAAGUACAUAUUGUUACAUGGAAGAAUGAGGAGCUCACUACUGAUUCUCUUCCUGUACAUGGUUUUGAACACUACUUGGCCAAGGAUUAUGGCCUUGCUCAUGCUCCCUUCACUGGUAUGGUGUCUCCCAUUUAUAUUACCAUCAUAAAAAUAAAUUUCUUGAAAUAAUUUUAAUUCCAUUUUAGGUGAUGUGAACUAUUAAACUCAAAAUUUUAAUGUAGGAAGCAGUUAUGCAGGCGGUCAGUGGGCUGCAGGUGAUGAACCUCUGUACUAUAUUGUAUGUCCAAAGGAUGUAGUUAUUGCGAGGCCUAGGUUAGUUACCUUUAUUGUUCACUGCAUCUCGCUUUCCAUUGUAGUUUUGUGAGUCCCGAUUUUGAGAAUCAAAAUUUUAUCAUCAGAGACUCAAAAAGUCUGAAGGCAUAAUAAUUUUACUACUUUCUCUUUGUUUCUGAUAUGUGUUACUAUUCACAAAAAAGAGGGGAGAAAUAUUGUUCUGUAUGUCAAUCACUUGAUAAGUUAUUUUCCUCUGGAAAUGAUCACCUUGUGGUAAAAUGUAACCCAACCUGUUUUUCUAUUCAUCAAGCCUAACCUCAAUUAUCUGAGUUUUAGGGAUGCUGAAGAUCAUAUAUCCUGGCUUCUUCAGCAUGGUUUUCAUGAAAAAGCUUUAGCUGCAGUCGAAGCGGGGCAGGGGCGCACCAAGCUUCUUGAUGAGGUGUGCUGGAUGAAGUUAAUUUUUCUUAUUCUAUUUUUGUCCUUUCGGGCAUUUCUUUUAUUACUAAAUAAAGUUUUAUAAUAGGUGCCGCAUGAAAAAGUGUGCUUGCAUUUUGAGUUUGCAAGUUCUCAUGCCUUUCCUAGCUGAGGCGCUGUUUUAACAUUUUCUUGAGUACUUGAGAUCCUUAUUUGAAGCGAAUGAAUCUGUUUUAUGUUAUCUAGCGUGGGGAUUUUAAGGAAAGAAUUUAAAAGCAGUCAUAUAAAAUCAUAUGGGUUUGGACUCAGUUUAAUGGAUAAUCGGUUCUAGAAUCUUUUUGUGAGAGUUGACGAAGGUUCAUUGUUUUUAGUCUAAUGAAAAGCCCUGAAAUGAUAUCCGGACAACACUUGAUUAUAUCGCAGUUGAAAUGCCUGUUACAGUAGUACGGUUCAAGAUGCAUCUGACACUUUGCUCUAAAUGCCACAUCAGUUCUGGGCUUUGGCUGGGGAAUAAAAUUCGUUUAUGAACAGAGGUAUUGACUGAAUGGAGGAAUGCCACGUUUUCUUGGACCAAAUUUGUUUAUGCCUGUUUUCUUCGAGGCAGCAUGUUGAACAAAAAAAUGGAACAAGUUGUAAAAGAAAGAGAAAAUUACUUUUUUAUUUCCUCGAUCAAAAGAGAAUUAGGCGAAUCAUCUUUUGCUUUAAUGAAAACUCUGAAGAGAGCUUUUGAAGAAUUGUGUUAGUUUAAUGCAACUUUUGUAUCUCAUAGAUCUGUGUGUUUGUCUGUUUCUAAACGCCUUGUGCUUUCAAGAAUUAUUCGUGGAAUGCAUUUGCUUUCUCAUCUCACGAUUUUCGGACUGUGGUCUGUCAGAAAUAGAUAUCUUUUCUGUACAAUAAAGGUCGGUUUUAUGAUUUUACCAGUGUGCCAAUGCCACCUUUUUCCCAUGGUAGGAAUACAGUUUAGAGUGUGUUUUUUUUGGUUUAUCUGUUUUCUUUCUCCCUAGGCUUCUCAAAUUUAUUUCUCAAUGUAUUUCUCGAUAAGGCUAUACUCCUAUCCCGUGUUAAGAUUUUUUUUUCUUUGAAAUGUACAUAUAAAAGAAGAGAGCUCAAUAACAAAUCCUGGUGUGAUCAUUCAUACUAAGAUAUUGAUUUAAAUGCCACAUCUCGAAGUUGAUAAAUUGUUCACUUAAAGUUGAUGUACCUUUUCCUUCUCUUUUGUUUGGUAACCCGGAUAGUUUUUAGUGCCCAUCCCUUACAUAAAGGCAGAUUUAGGUCCUUUACAUGUAUAAUCGUUAACUGUGCGGAUUGUGGGAAGCAUGUGCGCUAUAAUUGAAUCUGAAUAUUAAUUUUAGGGAGGAUUUUCUUGUCAUUUCUUUUCCAUUGUCUCGUGUAUGAAGUCUCAUCGAUUUUUCGGUUUGUUUUUUCUUGACUUAAGGUUUUGUUUUUGAGGAAGCAAGCACAUAGAGGAAAUGGCUCAACAUUCCACUCUUAUUGAAUAUGCGUCUCGAAUACAAUAAUGGAUUGAUUUACAUUCCUUUUCUAUUACUGUCACGCUGAAGAAAGGAAGGGCUAUCUACAAUACAAACGUCACAAUCAAUGUCAUUUUUUUUAACUUAACAGUUGGUUUCCCGUUUUAAGUGGUACUGCUUUUCUGAUUAUAGAAUGUCAUCUAACUGUGAAUCUUUUUAUAUGGUCAGGUGGGAUCUAGAUAUCUUGAUCAUUUGAUUGUCGAAAGGAAAUACGCUGAAGCUGCAUCCUUAUGUCCUAAGUUACUUCGUGGUUCUGCUGCAGCAUGGGAAAGGUACCCUUGGAACACCUUCUGCUAGUCUGUAUUUGUGGUUCUGGAAAUUGACCAGGUGUCCCUGACAGAUGGGUUUUCCAUUUUGCUCAUCUACGUCAGCUUCCUUCUCUGGUUCCCUAUAUGCCGACUGCAGAUCCUCGGUUGAGUGAUACUGCUUAUGAGGUCCCAUAAUGCUCAUCCUUUGUUUAUUUUUGGUUUUGUAUAAAUUUUAUUACUUUCCUGUAGAAUUUGUUGAUGCUUAUUUUUCUCACGUGAAAGCAUUAAUCAUUUAGGUCGCACUCGUUGCCUUGGCAAAUAAUCCAUCUUCUCAUAAGGACCUCCUAUCAACUGUUAAAUCAUGGCCGCCAGAGUUAUAUUCCGUUUUGCCAGUUAUUUCUGCUAUUGAACCUCAACUAAAUACACCAUCGACGACCGAACUUCUUAAAGAGGUAUCAUUUUUGUGUCGAAAUGAGGAUUUAUUCAUGUUUAUUCUUUCUGUUUUAAUAACUGUCUUUUUUUUUCUACAACAAGGCACUGGUUGAGCUAUAUGUGAUCAAUAAACAGUAUGAGAAAGCCUUUGCGUUAUAUGCUGAUGUAAGUAUUUCAGUUUAUGUUUUUUGUAUUUUAGGGUAAAGAGAGUUAGGCAAUAAUGUAUGGUACUAAACAGAUGUAAAAGAGCCGGUUUGCUAAUUAGUUAGGAUUAACUAUGUUAAUCUAUCCUCGGUUAUGGAUUCUUGUUUUUCUGCCAUUCAGCUUGAUAACACGCUUAUUUCUAUAAUAGGUUAGCCCAACUUAACUUAGUUUUCAGUUAAGUGACUGAACUGAAAUCCGUAAUCAGGGCGGGUUCCCACCAUUUGGCUCUUUUGGUCUAGUGAAUUAAGCAACUUUAUCUGAGUUUACACCUAACUGGGCCUCUAGUGACUUGCUCGGCGUUUUGCCAAACUUGGAUGGCUUGGCUAUCUUGGGGAAAAUCGGAUAACGCAGCCUAUUCCAGUUCUAAUUGGCCGUCAAUCCACUGCAAAAAGAUCAAAAGUCAGUCAUUUCUCAUCUUUCGAUGUAUAUACUAGGGACAUUACUAUGUCCAUUAUAUCUUUUACCCGUCAUUGUCAUCUUCUUUCAUCUCCUGGCUCAUACUGAGGACCUUCACCUGUUGCGGUUCUAUUCCAUGUGAAUAAUACAUGGUACCUGAUCUGAAUUUCAGUGAUGAAAAGACACUGUUGCAAAUCUCAUCAAUGUAUCUAUCUUGUUGCAAACUAAUUUCAUUUCUUUUUCCUUUUUCUCAGAUGAUGAACCCUGAAGUGUUUGAUUUUAUUGAGAAUCACAGUUUGCAUGAUCUUAUUCAAGGCAAGGUUAGUUAGUUCUUAAAAAGCAUGCUAAGAUUAUUCCUACUAUCUUCCUUUUGAACUUGUCAGUGGUUCUAAGAAUGCAUCAUUAGUCGAAUUGUUGCCAGUAUAAUCUUGUCUCUUUGUAGUGUAUUACUUCACAAAAAUGAUUAGUGUAAAAGAAGAAAACAACCACUUGGCUAUAAUGGAAUUUGGGCUAUUGAUGGUAAUGAUGACUGGGGAUGGAACGAGUUACCCCAAAAAUAACUGAUUAACCGUUAAACUGUUUUUAUUUUUUACAAAGGUGUGUAAACUAGAAUAAAUAAUCACAACCGGUUCCAAUCUGCUAAGAAGAAAAUGUCUCCUAAAAUAACUACAAAAACAUUCAAUUUCGUGAAUCAGGGCUAAUGGCUGAUCAAAACUCAUCCUUUUCCCGGCAAAUACAGCGGAGCUCAUUCCUGUUUGAACUGGCCAUGUUUUUGUUCCUUGAUAUGAGGAGGGAGGGGUUGAAGAUGUAGAAUAAAAUGAAUUCAUUCUUCCUCUAAUUCCAUUUUGAAUCUUGCUAUUUUACUGUACUUGAGGAUCUCUUGCAAUUUAUGAGGGAGGAUUAAUUCGAUUCUUAAUUUUUUAUUAGAGUUUUGAAAAAUGCUUUAAUAUAAACUGGCACUUAAUGACAUAUCUAGAGGACAAUGAAUGAGUUGUGUGGUGGCUAGCACUGAGAGCCUGUACUCAAAAGAAAUGGAUAUGGUUGGUGGCUUGCCCUUGGUGCUACUCAUUAUACUAAACUGAUCAGAAACUUGAUUUUAGACACCAGGGCUCUUCAGUAUAUCCGAAUGAAGCUUUGAGCCUUUGUAAUCAGGAAUGCAUUGGCCGUUGAUCGUGAGGGGUAGGGUAUCUACAGUUUUAUAUGCUGUUUUGGUGUAGACGUAAAAAACGGCGUAUGGACCAUCUUUUUUGUGACUUAAUGAACUACUCAUAUCUAGUCAAAAAUAAUUUCUGGUAAAUGGUUGGUUUUGAAAUUCAUCAUCAUAAAAAAAAGAGAAUGCACAUGGAAGCCAGAGCAAACAUGUGAAAGAAACACAGAGCAAACAGAAGUGAAAGAAACACCAUCAGAAGAAUGUGCCUCAAAUUUCUGAAAGGAAAACCGCGACUCUUGUUAUUUUUCAUUUGUGAAUCAUUCAUGUUUGAAAUGAACAUAGUAAGCACCUGAUGCAGAAAGAGGCAUAGUAAAUCUAGUGUACAGACAUCGAAUAGUAAAGUGGAUGAAAAUAAUAUAUAUCUCUCCUUUAUUACCCACUAUUAACCUUCUUAAUAAGAUUGAAUUGAACUUCGUUUGCUAUUUUAACUAGCAGCGUAUCAGGAUGCUUUUGUUUUGAUUCUUGAUGUUAUGACAUAUAGUGAUUACUUCCGCGGGAUAUAAUUCUUGGAUCCAUCUUCUUCAUCCUCUUCUCAGGUUGUCCAAUUGAUGAUGGUGGACUCGAAAAAAGCUGUGUCUAUGUUGAUCAAACAUAGAGACGUAGUUUUUGCAUCUGAAGUUGUCAGUCAGCUAUUGUCUUCUAGUGGAAAGUAUGAUAAAAAGUAUUUGCUACACUUGUACCUGCAUUCAUUGUUUGAGGUUGACAUGAAUGCUGGAAAAGAAUUUCAUGACUCACAGGUGAUUUUCAUGAGCCUAGAGUAGAUCAUUCUUAGAAAAUUUGUUGAGAUAUUUCCACGAUGCUAUGCUUACAUGGUAAUGUUGCUUGAUCUUCUGGCAGGUAUUUAAACUAUGGCUCAGUAGCUUGUAAUGAUCUUCCCAUUUGUUUGAAUUAAGAUCAAUCAGCUUUGGUUGUCAUUCAUUUAUCAAUGCUAAACACUUUAAAUCUGACCAUUUUUUGUACCCCUUUAAAUAAACAUGCCUUGUUUGUAAGGUACUUGAUGCAGUGUGUUGUCAAUAACCAAAAAAAAAGACGUGUGGCGAUAUUCUUUAGUUAUGCGUAAAGGUUUAGAAAGUUUGGACUAGUGUUAGUGGAGACUUGUCUCUUAUUUAGAGUUUGAAGUUGUAUGUGUUGUAAGGAAGUCUCUCGCCAGGAUGAACUAAUUGUAGUUUUAAUUAUUCCUCGUAUUUGUCAUAGUUUACUUUGGUCUAUGCGCUAUAAGGUUACCAUAGGACUUGUAUACUUAUCCUAAAAACUGACAAUCAGUUUUCCACAAACGACUAGACAUAAAUAGGAUGAUCAUCUUGUUAAUGAUAUGAUGUCCAUAUUGCGUUAGGUUUUUUUGGAGUUAAGGAAUUGUUGAUCACACUUGUUAUCAUCCUCUAAAAUAAAAGUUUCUCUUCAUCUCAUAUGCCCCACUUAGUAAUGUGGCAGCAUCAACUUUCCAAAGAGGAAAAAAGGUACAAAAUUUGAGAAUUUCGUAUAUUUCGAUAGUGAAAAAUCUCUCAUGCUAUCAGAUUUUUUUCAGUGGCGCAGCUGUCAUGCAUCAUCACCUGGAAAAUUAAUCUCCAACAGACUUUCAUGGUCUGUGAUAGUAAUCCUUGCAAUAGAAUCCUUCCUUUCUCCUUGUCAUAUUCUCUGCUUUUACCUAGAAAAUUAUAUUUAUGAUAAAUGAGAGACGAGACGGGAAAAUCCCGUGUUCUUGGUUGCCAUACGAUUCUUAUUAGGAUCUUUAGAAUCUUGUUGUAUCUCACUACAUCUUAGGCUUCAGUAGACAGUACCUUCUUUCUCUGUUCAUCUUCCACACUAUAGCAUGCAGCAAUACAUUUCGAACUUGGAUCUCCUCGAGUGGUUUUUUAUUAGUCAAGACCCUUGUCAUUUCCUCCAGUGAGUUGCUGCUUGCCGUACAUUACAAAAUAUCUAAUGAUGGCAGUUCUCGUAAUCACAACUGUGGCCGUAACGAUGUUCAAUUUUAUUGGCUGAAAGCUAUAGUUGUUUGAACAAGAAACAUCGGAGAUGAUAUUUUUAUUCGUUUUAAUUUUGUUACUGCCUUCAUUACACAACUUAGCAGAAAGUAAUGAUGCCAGACAGAAAACAAGAUAGCCAUCUUCUAUUAUUUUUACACUGAAGUCUUACCUCAUUUAUUUGGAAAUUAUUUUUAAAAUAAGGCUUUUUAUUAUUUCAAUUUGAAGGUAGAGCUUUAUGCGGACUAUGAACCAAAAAUGCUGCUUCCUUUCCUUCAUAGCAGCCAGCACUAUAAACUAGACAAGGUGUGGAUCCAGGUUGCUUCGCCCAUUCAUUUAUAAUUGUUUGGAGACUAAUUUACAGUGCGUCAACCAGGCAUAUGAAAUCUGUGUCAAAAAGGAUCUUCAGAGGGAGCAAGUCUUCAUCCUUGGCAGGAUGGGGAACACAAGGAAAGCGCUUUCUGUUAUCAUUAAUAAACUGGAGGAUAUAAAGGAGGCAUGCCAUCAUAUUACCUCAACUAAUUUAUUUUUUUCUGCUCGGGCUAGUUUGAUUGGUGGAAACUACUGGGUGGUUAAUGGCAUGAACGGAUUGCAUCUAUUUGCAGGCAAUAGAAUUUGUGUCUAUGCAGCAUGAUGAUGAACUCUGGGACGUGCUAAUCAAUCAGUGUCGCCACAAGCCCGAAAUGGUACAUAAUUUUGACGGCUCUAAAUGCAUUCUGUUGCUAAACAGCCUUUUUUGUCCUCAACUAUUUGCUUUAAAACUGGUCAGAUAGGAGUACUGUUGGAGCACACUGUUGGGAACCUCGAUCCUCUUUAUAUUGUUCGAAUGGUUCCCAAUGGAUUGCGGAUACCCCGGUGAGCUCAUCUUCUCAAUAAAUAUAGUAAUAUUGUUUGAAUAAUCUUUUAUCAUUUAUAGAUUGUUUUAUCAAUAUCUAUGGUUGCACGCUGAAACUACCUUCUUAAUCUGUAACUUCUGUCCACGGAUGGAUUUGAUUAAUGCUUGUAGUACAUUUGGAUGGACGAUCUAUGAACACGAGGGGCUAGUGGGUCACAAUCUUUUUCAAUGUACUCUGAGACCAUCGUGACUAUUUCAACUUCCUAGAUGUUUACAUCAUUCAAUAAAUAUCAGUUUAUCGAAAUUAUCACGCAGUAGAUCAUAGAAUAUCUUUAUCGGGGACACUCAGGUUGACUGAACGAGUAAUCAUCUGAUGCCAGCCCUGAAAAAUUGUUUUCACGAGGUAUAAUUCUCUGUGAAUCUGAGGCGUAUCCAGUUUUUUGUAAGACGGAAACUGCUGGGUAUUGUUUCCUUGUACUGUAUGGUUUCUUAAAUAUUCUGCUGACUUUUUAGGUAGAUUUGUUUGAAUACUUUAUCGUAUCUUCUAAAAUUAUGGCCCUGUAGAUAAUCUACUGGAUAUAGGCUUUCAAAUCUUUAAAUUAUUUAGAUGAGGAAUUCUCUUUUUGUCUUCGUCUUCGAUUAAAAUAGCUGAAGAGGAUGUGUAGGAGGAUCCCAUAGCUCGUAACCAUAGCAAACAAAAAGUACACGUUUGAAAUCUGUUUUUCCCCUGUUUCUGAAGUCCCCAUGACCAUGAUGGGCUCUUGAGGAAACUGGUAUGACGAACUGUUCAUAUGUAAGCUGAAGGUACUGACCUAAUCCUCAGCUUCUUUUACUUAUUUUGGCCACUGAGGGAUUCUCCAGAAAAAAAAGGUACAAAUGUCAAGUUUUCAGUGAAGUUUACGUCAGAAGAUUGCCCCUGAAUCUCUCGGAAGAUUCCACAAUUACUGUCUCCUUGAUAUUUCGACCGUUAUUUAGAAGGCACAUUAGCUUCUCAGCUGUUUAUAAGGAAAACGCCAGGAAAUUACGAACAAACCGGUAAAAACCUGGUCCACUCUCCCCAUUACCAGACUAGAUUAAGUAGACAGGCGAGAACAGCAAACUAUUCAGAAAGUAGGAACCUUAAAGAAUCAAAUCACCCGUAUGGUUCGGCGCAAUUUUCCCAACUUGUAUAGCUUUACAGAUCUAAGUGUGUAUAUCACGCAGGCAAUUAUCGUAUACAGCAGUCAUCGGAUUGGUCUCCCCUUCUGUGCUUAAGCUGCAAAGAUGACUACUUGGCUUCUAUGUUUCACACUCUUCUCCAUGGUGCAGCCUCAGGGAUCGCCUGGUCAAGAUCAUCACAGACUACCGGACGGAAACUUCCCUUCGACAUGGCUGCAACGACAUUCUGAAGGUACAUCUGAUUCGGCUCGUACCACCCACACCUCACAGAUUAAAAUUCUUCUCCGGCAUCUGUGGUCUUGAGAUCUCCCAUGGUUGCUGGUAGGCCGACUGCGUCAACCUCCUGGUAAAGUACUACAAGGAGGCCAGGCACGCGGUCUACUUAGGAAGCAUGGAGGAGGAAGAGCUCGAGAAGAGGGGUCAGAGAGCUGGCUCUCAGACGACGGAGAGAGCGGCGGCGGCCAGAAAUACGGAGACCAAGUCCAGAACCAAGGGCGGCGGCCGGUGUUGCCUCUGCUUCGACCCCUUCUCCAUUCAAGACGUCCCCAUCGUCGUCUUCUUCUGCUGCCACGCCUACCACGUCCCGUGCCUCACGGGCAGCACGGACGCUGGCCCUCCCCUCGGCCGCAGCGGGAGCCGCGGACCGGAUGAGGACGACGGCGCCCGAGAAGGCGGAUCGCGCCUGCGCUGCGUCUUGUGCACGACAGCCGCUGGCUGA
Messenger RNA from Spirodela intermedia, 14535 nucleotides. NCBI's taxonomy places the organism in Eukaryota, Viridiplantae, Streptophyta, Magnoliopsida, Alismatales, Araceae. The record is from the annotation of a GenBank genome assembly.